AUGCCCUUUGGACGCAAGUCACCGCUGGAGGCUCUCGCCCUACCCGGCGUUAUGCUCGCCUACAAGUACAGCCAGUUCCGGCAACGCCGCCGGGAGGCCGCCAGUCGUCGUGUCACCGAACGGGAGCUCUCGGCACUGCAUCAUAAAAUUGACAAGUUGCUGAGCAAACUUGAGGAGGAGAGCGAACCGGAUCCGCCUACCUCGCAGGAGGAUGAAUGUGUGAUCUGCAUCAAUGCACGCGCCACAAUGCAGACCUCGCCGUGUGGCCAUCGAGUUGUCUGCCGGCGUUGCUUUGUCAAGACCAUACAGAGUGCGGUGGCCCAACGACUGCUGCCUCUGCGGUGCGUGAUCUGCAGGGCGCGGGUGAACAGACUGACGUCGUCAUCGGGCAGCUGGCGCAUACAGGAGUCGGCCAGCAGUUACUCCAUGGGUGCCAAAAGCUGGGCCUCAGCGGGUGUACACGCUGGCGGCGUGGUCGCUUCAGCCAGCUCCUAUUCCAUGAAUGAUGCACACAGCGAACACCAUGCAUUCCAUCAGCCCACGUUGCACACGGCGGCAGGUGCUCGACAUCACUAUGCAGCGCCACGUGGAGCACAUGGACGUGUGUCGCAGUCGGACAGCCUGUACUCGAUGAGUUCGACGGGAUCGGCGGGCUCCACGCUAUCGGGUUAUUCGCACUACUCCAAGACGUCUUCCAUAUCGAGCAGUGGCCCCUGCUCGCCUGCCUCGCCCGCGGCGAUCACUGCGUCGGCUGCCAGUGCCAAUCAUCUGGCACCGCCAUCACCCAAUACACACCAUCAUCAUAAUCAGCAUCAUAAUCAGCAUCAUAAUCAGCACCAUAAUCAGCAUCAGGUGAUCUCACCAUCGGGCUCAUCCUCCUGUUCCUCGACUAGCGUUGGCUCGCUUUCGCCGCGUGACAAUGGAGUACAUCAUUCACAUCAUGGCGGUUGCCCCAGCGGCUGCUCUGGCGCUGUGCCGCGCAAGCCGCUGCAUAUGCUGAGCAAUUCCGCCUCCACAUCCUCAUCGAGCAGCAGUAGUGGUAGUGCCAGCGGCGCCAUGACGCCCAUGAUGCCCACACACACAUACCCGGGAAGGCGACACGUCAAGAGUCGUCUGCUCGAUCUCCAGAAUCGACUGCCACCCAUUAAGGAGUUUCGCAGUCCUGCCAAAGUGCCUCAUCCCUCGCCGGUGCACGUCAGCAAUCCACGUUUUCGCUACGCCUCGUAUACGAAGUCAAGCGGCCAUGAACUGGCGCCUCUGCUGCGGGAAUCGGCAUCUCCGCCUCCGCCGCGUCGCCCCAGCCCGAUGAACAUACAGCUGAGCUGUACGGCACUGGCACCGCCACCACUGAAAGCUGGCGGCGCCAAGAUUUGUCCGGUUACCUCAAAGAACUCGCUACCCAAGAAUGCCUAUGUGAUGCCCAAGGACAAGAAACUUCCGAAUGGUGCUGGUGCCCCAAUAAAUAGCAAGGCGCCAGGCGGACGAAGUGCAUCAUUGGGGGGCAGCAGCAGCUCCACUUCCAAGUCAGGUGCGUGCGGCAGUUCCUCCGUCAUCGGUGGCGCUGCAGGGAGUAACUGUAAGCCACAUUCGUGUGCUUCGAGUCGAAGUUUUCCUCUUUUUACGAACAGCAGCAGCAACAAGGAGAAAGCCGACAACAAGAAGAACGAAUCCAUGGAGCGCAAAAAGAAGGAAGAGAAGCUCAAGAUGAAAGCUGAAAAGGAAGCCAGAAAGGAGGAGAAGCGUUUGGCCAAGGAGGAGGAGCGUCUAGCCAAGCUGCAUGCCAAGGAGGAAAAGAAACGCGGCAAGAAGGAAGCCAAAGAGCUAUUGUUGGCUAACGAUGGCAAUAAUAAGAAAUAAAGUUAAUUAACGUGCUAAGUUAAUGCUUAAAUCAUAAGCGAAACUCACGAAUAAAUUGCAUAUGUAUUAUAUCAAAUACACAAACACACCUCAUAAUCAUAUCCUAACACACACACACACACACACACACACACACACAUCCAUUAAUUAACGAGCUUGAUUGUAUUUAUAGGAUAUUUAUUUAAUUAGCCUUAUAAAUAACAUGAAUAAA
Drosophila innubila is the source of this 2068-nucleotide messenger RNA. Its product is annotated as phosphatidylinositol 3-kinase 2. The record is from RefSeq and is a predicted model, not a curated record. Bases 1 to 1857 code for a protein of 618 amino acids. NCBI's taxonomy places the organism in Eukaryota, Metazoa, Arthropoda, Insecta, Diptera, Drosophilidae. The transcript has 5 exons.